Molecule: messenger RNA, 433 nt
Organism: Brugia pahangi
Lineage: Eukaryota; Metazoa; Nematoda; Chromadorea; Rhabditida; Onchocercidae
Source: the annotation of a GenBank genome assembly
AUGAUAUGUUUCAACUCGGCUGCCAAAACUAUUCGUCUUCCUUUUGGAAAACCAUUCGACAAUAACUGCAAUCGACAAAUCAGGUAAACCGAAUUGUUAUGGUUGGAUUAUUGUCACAGGUGAAUAAAGGUCAUCAAAAAAAAAAAAAAAAAAACACUAUGCAUUCUUUCACAUUUGCUAACAAUGAAAUGAAAACCGGAUAAAUCUCCUUCAGUUUGAUCAAAUGAUUGAUUCAUACAAAUUAACAACUAAAUUAUUUUCAAAUAUUUCGAAAAUAGAAAUGCAACAUUUCAUCGAUUUAAUCAUAUCAAAAAAAAAACAGGUUAAGGCAAAAUUCGAAAAUGCUUCAGUUAAAUAUGGAUUUUUUUAUUUUGGAACGAAUUUUUAUAUGCGAAUUAUGGUUCAAGCAAUAAACAGCGAAUCGAACCAUUGA